Molecule: messenger RNA, 1735 nt
Organism: Vidua macroura (Pin-tailed whydah)
Lineage: Eukaryota; Metazoa; Chordata; Aves; Passeriformes; Viduidae
Gene: EED
Product: embryonic ectoderm development
Exons: 12
Coding region: 307-1533 (408 amino acids)
Biological process (GO): negative regulation of transcription by RNA polymerase II
Cellular component (GO): ESC/E(Z) complex
Molecular function (GO): protein binding; nucleosome binding
Source: RefSeq, a predicted model, not a curated record
GUGCCCUGCAGUCAGACCACACAGGAAAUUGUAGUUUCUCCUGAUUGUCCAAAGCCAAUUUAAAAUCUCUCAGCAGCUGGAUGGGGUGUUUUGUGUAUCCCUUUUUUUUUUCAAUUUUCCCCAUUCUUAUCUUACGCUAAUGGUUGGAGGGCCAGUUGGAUUAGUUAACCGAUCAGAAUUUAGCUUUUAGUGGAAACAAGUGAGUAUCUGUGGGACAGAGCAGGAGGGAGAGGAGGGAUUUUGUCUUCUGAUGUUGAUGCUGACCUGCUGCAGGACCGUGCUGUGAGGGUGCACAGAAGCCUCAGAAUGGUUCGGUUCUUGGAUGAUGCUGUUAGUAUUGAAAGUGGUACUAACACCGAACGCCCUGAUACGCCAACAAACACUCCUAAUGCACCAGGAAGAAAAAGCUGGGGGAAAGGAAAAUGGAAGUCGAAGAAGUGCAAAUAUUCCUUCAAAUGUGUAAAUAGCCUAAAGGAGGACCAUGGCCAGCCUCUGUUUGGAGUCCAGUUUAACUGGCACAGUAAAGAAGGUGAUCCUCUUGUUUUUGCCACUGUAGGCAGCAACAGAGUUACUUUAUAUGAAUGUCAUUCCCAAGGAGAAAUCCGUCUGUUGCAGUCUUAUGUGGAUGCUGAUGCAGAUGAAAAUUUCUAUACCUGUGCAUGGACAUAUGAUAGUAAUACAAGCCAUCCUCUUCUGGCUGUGGCAGGAUCCAGGGGUAUUAUUAGGAUAAUUAAUCCCAUUACAAUGCAGUGCAUAAAGCACUAUGUGGGCCAUGGAAAUGCAAUCAAUGAACUGAAAUUCCAUCCGAGAGAUCCAAAUCUUCUUUUAUCUGUAAGCAAAGAUCAUGCAUUGAGACUGUGGAACAUCCAGACAGACACGCUGGUUGCAAUAUUUGGAGGAGUAGAAGGGCACAGGGAUGAGGUGUUAAGUGCAGAUUAUGAUCUUCUUGGUGAAAAAAUCAUGUCCUGUGGGAUGGAUCACUCUUUAAAACUCUGGAGAAUUAAUUCCAAGAGAAUGAUUAAUGCUAUCAAAGAGUCUUAUGAGUACAACCCAAACAAAACCAACAGGCCUUUUGUUUCCCAGAAAAUUCACUUUCCUGACUUUUCUACAAGAGACAUACAUAGAAACUAUGUUGACUGUGUACGGUGGCUGGGAGACCUAAUUCUUUCCAAGUCUUGUGAAAAUGCCAUUGUUUGCUGGAAGCCUGGCAAGAUGGAAGAUGAUAUAGAUAAAAUCAAGCCCAGUGAAUCAAAUGUGACCAUUCUUGGGAGAUUUGAUUAUAGCCAGUGUGACAUAUGGUACAUGAGAUUUUCAAUGGAUUUCUGGCAAAAGAUGCUUGCUCUGGGCAAUCAGGUUGGCAAACUUUAUGUUUGGGAUCUAGAAAUAGAGGAUCCACAUAAAGCCAAGUGUACGACUCUUACUCACCCUAAAUGUGUUGCUGCCAUCCGACAGACCAGUUUUAGCAGGGAUAGCAGUAUCCUUAUAGCUGUGUGUGAUGAUGCCAGUAUCUGGCGCUGGGACAGAUUACGAUAAAGUACUUUUUCUUAAUUCAUAGAAGAAAAUAUAUUUUCAAAUUAUAAUAUAGGCUGUUAACAUGCUAGUAUAGUAGAUGCAUUUAGUGUAGACUUUCUCGAAGGUUCGGCAGGCUGGAGCUGGACUUAGUGAUGUUUACAUUCUGUGUAUUGUUCUGCUUGAAAUUGCUGCUUUUAAUAAAAAGAAGUAUUUUUGUAAAGUU